AUGGCUGUCGUUACCGUUUGUGUGCUCAUCCUUUGCCUUUCCACAGUCUCAGCCCACGAAAACUCCGAACUUUAUUACUGGAGGGAAUACACUGGAGAAAUCCCCCACGACGCCCUUCCAGGCGGCGUGGACGCAGACGGCCAAGACACCUACAUCGGUGAAGGAUACUACCACGACAACGGGUUCUACAUCGCCCAGAUCUACCCCGGAGUCAAAGAAGUGGAUUUACCGUGCUACGGUGUGAAAACCGCAACCAUAAACAUAAAAAUCUUGUGCACGGAAAGCCCGGAAUCCUUCCACUGGGUUAAAACUUCUUCCAGCACGUUCAAGCAAGACACCGCCGAUUUUGAACUUGUCGUGGCAGGCUAUGACGGGAACGGGAACAACGGGAUCAUGCACGUCGGGAGGAUGUUUUACCAAGGGUAUGUGACGGUGGGGGACGUGACCCCGUGGAAGACCCCCCACUUGUGGUUUCCGUUUAACAAAAUCGAACGAGCUGUCAAUUUUUACGAGGUGCUGGUUGUUAGGGAGGUGGAGAUUGAGCCGAGGCUGCGGCUGGAUGCUGAAACGUUAUCUCACGAAACAAAAGACAGGGCCACGCCAGAUUUCGCCAGAUUGAUUUUUACGUUCCGGGCGUAG
Zophobas morio is the source of this 639-nucleotide messenger RNA. RefSeq lists its product as uncharacterized. The transcript is spliced from 4 exons. The record is from RefSeq and is a predicted model, not a curated record. Lineage: Eukaryota; Metazoa; Arthropoda; Insecta; Coleoptera; Tenebrionidae. The coding region runs from base 1 to 639 and encodes 212 amino acids.